Messenger RNA from Uranotaenia lowii, 832 nucleotides. RefSeq names its product neprilysin-1-like. Gene Ontology annotation, biological process: protein processing. Gene Ontology annotation, molecular function: metalloendopeptidase activity. The record is from RefSeq and is a predicted model, not a curated record. The transcript is spliced from 5 exons. Lineage: Eukaryota; Metazoa; Arthropoda; Insecta; Diptera; Culicidae. The coding region runs from base 1 to 723 and encodes 240 amino acids. Gene Ontology annotation, cellular component: plasma membrane.
AUGAGCGUUCUCAUGCCGUCUUAUCCAGCAAAUGCUGCAGCUGCUAAACUGACUCCAGCGCAACGGAAACACCUGGAAGAACAGGAAGGAAAACAUUAUCAUCUAUCGGUAAUCGUCGAUGCCGUGGGUAAUAACAAACUCGUUUGCAAGGUCAUUGACAGAAGAGUGGGGCUUGACAAAUCUUGCCCGUCCAAAGUCUUCGAUCGGCUGCUCGAUGAACAGUACAAUCGAUUGUUCAAACAUGGGAAAGGUCGCAAAUUCGACAAAGAGGGCAAUCUGAAGCAGUGGUGGACCCCUAGCACGGUCAAGGAGUACGUCAAUCGGACCAGUUGCUUUGUGCAGCACUACGGCAGCUACUACAUCACGGAAGCGGAUGAUUAUAUCGAUGGACUGCAAACCCUGGGGGAAAACAUUGCCGAUAAUGGCGGAGUACGGGAAGCAUUCCAGGCAUACACGAUGUACGUGAAAAACAACAAACGAGAACCGCUGCUGCCGGGUUUCGAAAAUUUCACUCACGAGCAGUUGUUUUUCAUCUCUUUCGGAAAUCUCUGGUGUGAAUCGCACACGGCACUCGCCGCUAAGGCAGCACUCGAUGAUUCCCACUGUCCCGGGUGGAUCCGGUUGAAGGGCGUUUUGACCAAUUCGCCGGAAUUCAGUCAAACCUUUGGCUGCCGCAAGGGAAGCGGAAUGAAUCCGGUGGCCGAGAAGUGUCGCAUUUGGUAGGGGCUGAUGCCCUCGGCAACUAACUAGUAUUACAGGAAGUUUUAACUAUCAACAUAAACUAUUGUCAAACAAAGUGUGAUAUUUGAAGCAAUAAACAUGAAUGCAUAUU